This is a messenger RNA of Xenia sp. Carnegie-2017, 1816 nucleotides long. Its product is annotated as dual specificity mitogen-activated protein kinase kinase 5-like. The transcript has 21 exons. Gene Ontology annotation, molecular function: protein binding; ATP binding; MAP kinase kinase activity. Gene Ontology annotation, biological process: MAPK cascade; protein phosphorylation. Lineage: Eukaryota; Metazoa; Cnidaria; Anthozoa; Malacalcyonacea; Xeniidae. The record is from RefSeq and is a predicted model, not a curated record. The coding region runs from base 127 to 1455 and encodes 442 amino acids.
GGCUCCCGUCGGACUAAAUCAAGAUGGCUGCCGGCGAUAAAUAGUUUAAAUACUUUUGUUGUCUUUCGUCAUAGUUGUCUUUCGAAAUGUCAGAAGUAUUACAAUUCAGUUAUCCUCCUCUGAUAAAUGGCAUCAAGUGAUAGAUUCCUUUUGCGUCUUAUCAGCAAUAGAGGCGAAAGUACAGAUUGGCCGGUUCACUGUCAAAUUACAUUCAGAGAGAUUUUGGAAAUAAUUUCUAAUGUUUUGCCUGGUGUUACAACAACUGCUUUUGAAUACGAAGAUGAAGAUGGUGAUAGGAUUACAGUACGAAGUGACGAAGAGCUUAAAGCCAUGAUUGAUUAUCACAUGCUAAAUACUGAUUCAUUAAUAAAACCUGUCCAAAUUUACCCCAAAGCUUGUAGAACACCAAGAAAAAGAAAUCUACAUGGCUUGAAAGUCAACACAAAAGCACUUCCAGUUGCCAUCACUGAAUUAAAGCCAAAGAGCUCAAAAAAUAUGUAUGAUAAAAUAUCAGCUCCUCCUGGCAGCCUGAGAACUAUUCUAGCUAGUGGACAGGUCUCCCAUGAAGAACUUCAGUAUAUAGAGAUAUUGGGCCAUGGUAUUGGUGGCACAGUUUAUAAAUGUUAUCAUACAGCAUCUGAAAAAAUCAUGGCUGUUAAAGUUAUACAAUUAGAUUUAACACCUGAAGUUCAGAAACAAAUCUUGUUGGAGUUAAAUAUUCUUUUCAAGUGUGAGUCGCCCUACAUUAUUGGCUUCUUUGGUGCAUUUUUUCUUGAAAACUUGAUAUCAAUUUGCACAGAAUUUAUGGAUGGUGGUUCUUUAGAAAUAUACGGAGCAAUUCCUGAACCAGUGUUGGGUCGAAUAUCAGUCACUGUGGUUAAAGGUCUAGUUUAUUUAUGGCAGUUAAAGAUCAUGCAUAGAGACGUCAAACCGUCCAAUAUAUUGGUAAACACCAGAGGUCAGAUAAAGCUGUGUGAUUUUGGUGUCAGUACACAGCUUGUUAACUCCAUUGCAACUACGUACGUUGGAACAAAUGCUUAUAUGGCGCCUGAGCGUGUACUGGGUGGAGAAUAUAGUGUACGUUCAGAUGUUUGGAGUCUUGGUAUUUCGGUCUUGGAAAUGGCCCUUGGAAGAUUUCCAUACUGCCGGGAGAACUCCGAUUCAAAGGUGUUUCUUCCUAUCGAACUGAUGCAAUGUAUAGUAAACGAGAGCCCUCCAAGUUUACCUGUGGAAAAAUUCUCUCCUGAUUUUGUUUCAUUUGUUGGGACUUGUAUGCAGAAAUCGAUCAAGUCAAGGCCAACCCCCCAAGAAUUAAUGGAUCAUCCUUUUAUUGUAUUGAACAACGAUGAAAACGUGGAGAUUGUUUCCAUGUGGGUAUGUAGAAAGUUAGAAGAAAUCAGAGGUCGUUCUGUAAAUGUGGAUAGUCCAAAUCAAUGUGAACCUAUGGUACAUUAAUGUACAUUAGUCUAAGUCAAUGUGAACCAGUGGUACAUUCAUGUACAUUUGUCCAAAUCAAUGUGAACAUAUAGUACAUUGAUGUACAUUUGUCCAAAUCAAUGUGAACCUAUAGUACAUUAAUGUAGAUGUAUUGUAUAUUUUGCAAAGUUAAAAAGUUGCUUUGCGCCUAAGAAUAAUUUUUGGGCUAUUUCUUUUAUAAAAUACCGCGAAAUUAUUUAUGAUGCGAAUUUAAAACGAAUGUUGUAAUUUUACUCUAUUAUGUAUUGAUGAUUGAUUUGCAAAUUCUGUUUGAUUGGUUUUGAUUGAGCUUAGAUCAGAUCAGAUUAUUAAUACAAAUACAAACUCAGCAAAAGAUUAA